CACGAAUCAGGGGUUUCUGCGCGCUCGGCCAGUUGAUUGAAGGCAACACCAUUCAUGAGCAGGAUACGUCUCGGGAAUCGGGACUAUGUGACCGAGUGAGGCAUCGAACACCAUCUGACGGACGGUGACCAUAUACUGUGUGUAAUGCUUCAAAAAGUAUCCGAGAAGGGGGGUUGACGUCCCGCGCUGGGCAAGCCACGCGGGUGUCUGUCCCAAUUCCCGGGAGCAACAACAUGAGCAUUUUCGCAGCAGCAGAUCUCGAUUAGAACUUGGCGCCGAGAUGCUGAAAGAGCCGCAUGUCACGGUCCUGGGCCAAGACCCUUCAAGCCGCAAAUCCAACAUCAACUGCAAUUCUUUCCAGCAGGAUGCCAUUGUCACGUUCAACGGCUGGCAGUAUUGCUGCUUUUACUCUUUCCUCCAAUCAGAGCCAUCAUCAGUUGCCGCUGAGGAACCUCUGUAUGUGCAUGUCGCGAGAAGACAGCUGCCGCAUGGCGAAUGGGAGGUGAUGGUGCUUGAGGACUACCCGCAGACGACCGACGAUGGGCACAAUACUGUCCAGAUGGGCAUCUGCCCGGGCGAUGGCACCAUCCACCUUUCCUACGACCACCAUUGCGAUGUAUACCGCUAUUCAGUCCGCGGACUGGCCACAAACCCGACCGCCUUUGCAUGGACGUCGUCACUCUUCACCCCGACCCUGGAUUACCUCCCCGGCCUGCCAUCCGCGCACCGCCAUUUCGGAUACGUGACGUACCCUCGCUUCGGCUUCCUGGGCGAAGACAUGUUUUGCUCGUUCCGGGACGGUAAGGCCGGGCUGGGCAACGACUAUCUGUAUGUGUACAGCGGCGCCACGGGGCACUUCGCGUUUGUGGGCGACCACCUGACGGGCAUCCGGAGCAACCCGUACGUGCACGGCAUGGACUACCGCAACGGCCGCCUCCACGUCACCUGGGUCUACCGCGCCUUCGUGCACUACGACGGAUGGGACGACCCGCUCGAUACCAAGCACAAGCAGCAGGCCGGGCCCAACGGGCCCGAGAACAACCACGACAUCUGCUACGCCUACAGCGACGACAGGGGCUACACGUGGAGGAACGGCGCGGGAAAGGUUGUUGCUGAUCUGAAGAAGGGCGAGACGGUGGCCAAUGACACCGAGGGGAUCGUCGCGCUUAAUAUCCCCAAGAACUCUGGCCUUUCCAACCAAGAGGCCCAAGCCGUGGACCAGGAUGGCGGCGUCCACGUCUUGAAUCGAGACACGACAGACGGCGGAGACGACGGGCCGUUGUGGAAGCACUACUACCGGUCGCCGGACGGCAUCUGGACGCAACGCCCGAUCCGACCCAUCACCGGUCGAGCUCGUGGACGGCUGGCGGUGAGCAAAACCGGGGACUUGUUCAUUGUGCUUCCGGACUUUGCAGCGUCGACAAUGCGAAUCGUAAGGGCUUCCAAGGCGACGAAAUAUACCAGCUACAACGAGGUCUGGACGGGCCGCAACCUCACUGGCGAGCCGCUGGUCGACGCUUCGAGGCUCGAGCACGACAAUAUGCUGUCGGUGUUGGCCCUGUCUGAGGAGGAGGGCGCUUCAAAACGGCGGAAAAUCGUCGUCUUGGACUUUCAGUUGUGAUGUGUCCGAAAAGUCGAUACAAUCUGAACCUGUCCGCGGAGCAGCGGUAACAUGACCACUGUCCCACUACCUGAACGGUCACGUUGAAGAACGGACGCAAUCAAUCAGAAAAACGAAAUUUUCGCUAUGACCGCGUCUCGCAUGCAGGCGCAGCAGCCACUGGGAUGGCGGACUUGGACCAUCAAGGGGCGCAUCCAAUUCUUGGAUGCAUGGUUUUAUACUCGCAUC
Parathielavia appendiculata is the source of this 1849-nucleotide messenger RNA. RefSeq lists its product as uncharacterized. The coding region runs from base 281 to 1621 and encodes 446 amino acids. The record is from RefSeq and is a predicted model, not a curated record. Lineage: Eukaryota; Fungi; Ascomycota; Sordariomycetes; Sordariales; Chaetomiaceae. The transcript is spliced from 3 exons.